Molecule: messenger RNA, 2094 nt
Organism: Pan troglodytes (chimpanzee)
Lineage: Eukaryota; Metazoa; Chordata; Mammalia; Primates; Hominidae
Gene: CCDC38
Product: coiled-coil domain containing 38
Exons: 15
Coding region: 276-2069 (597 amino acids)
Cellular component (GO): centrosome
Source: RefSeq, a predicted model, not a curated record
GAGGGAACCUGGGGGUGGGGAGGAGGGGGAUGCGGUAGGGGAGGUGCUCCUGGGUCCGCGCGGGUGGCGGGUGCCGCGCACUUAUCCGUUGGCCAGCUGCGUUCCGGGAUCAGCUACCAGACGGUCCCUGAGAUGACGGGGAACCGGGCUGGGGGAGGAUAGAGCCGAGACUGGAGGAUCGAUUGGCACCUCCGCCCACUUUUCCCACAACGCCUUCCCGAACGAUAGGUUGGAAAGGCUCCUGGAUCCAAACUCGCUGAGGGCCAGGAAACAAAAUGUCCUCAAAUUUAUUGCCAACACUGAAUUCUGGAGGUAAAGUAAAAGAUGGCUCAACCAAAGAGGACAGGCCUUAUAAGAUCUUUUUCAGAGAUCUCUUUCUUUUCAAAGAAAAUGAAAUGGCAGCAAAGGAAACGGAAAAAUUUAUGAACCGUAAUAUGAAAAUCUACCAGAAAACUACUUUUUCAUCCAGAAUGAAGAGUCAUUCAUACCUGAGCCAACUAGCUUUCUACCCUAAAAGGAGUGGUAGGUCAUUUGAAAAGUUUGGGCCAGGUCCUGCUCCGAUUCCUAGAUUAAUAGAAGGUUCCGACACAAAAAGGACUGUCCAUGAAUUUAUUAAUGACCAGAGAGACAGGUUUCUGCUCGAGUAUGCUUUGUCAACCAAAAGAAACACAAUCAAAAAGUUUGAAAAAGACAUAGCAAUGAGGGAACGGCAACUAAAAAAAGCAGAGAAAAAGCUCCAAGAUGAUGCACUGGCCUUUGAAGAGUUCCUUCGAGAAAAUGACCAGAGAUCUGUAGACGCUCUGAAAAUGUUUGUUUCAUCACUCUGGCCAAAUCCCUCCCACCUCUUUUGUUUGUUUGUUUGUUUGUUUGUUUCUAAGAAGCAAAUUAACAGAUCUUCAUUGCUUUUCAGGGCAGCACAGGAAACAAUAAACAAACUCCAAAUGACAGCAGAGCUGAAGAAAGCAAGCGUGGAGGUACAAGCUGUGAAAAGUGAAAUAGCAAAAACAGAAUUCCGCCUCAGGGAGUAUAUGAAAUAUGAUUUUUUUCUGCUGCAAAUGUCUCCAAAACAUUGGCAAACCCAGCAAGCACUAAAAAGAGCACAGGCAUCAAAAAGUAAAGCAAAUAUCAUCCUUCCAAAACUAUUAGCAAAAUUAUCAUUACAUUCAAGUAACAAGGAAGGCAUCCUUGAGGAGUCCGGGAGGACAGCCGUCCUUUCAGAAGAUGCUUCUCAGGGAAGAGACAGCCAAGGAAAGCCAAGCAGAAGCCUGACUCGCACCCCAGAGAAAAGGAAAUCAAACCUGGCUGAAAGUUUCGGUUCAGAAGACAGUUUGGAAUUCCUUUUAGAUGAUGAAAUGGAUGUUGAUUUGGAGCCAGCACUUUAUUUCAAGGAACCAGAGGAGUUACUACAAGUCCUCAGAGAGCUGGAAGAGCAGAAUCUUACUUUGUUUCAAUAUUCCCAAGAUGUAGAUGAAAAUCUUGAAGAGGUAAACAAAAGAGAAAAAGUUAUACAGGAUAAAACAAAUAGCAACAUAGAGUUUCUUUUGGAGCAAGAAGAAAUGCUUAAAGCUAACUGUGUGAGAGAAGAAGAGAAAGCAGCAGAAUUGCAAUUAAAGUCCAAGCUCUUUAGCUUUGGAGAAUUUAAUUCAGAUGCUCAGGAAAUACUGAUAGACUCACUUAGUAAAAAGAUUACUCAAGUAUACAAAGUCUGCAUUGGAGAUGCUGAGGAUGACGGCCUCAACCCAAUUCAAAAGCUGGUAAAAUUAGAAUCUCGCCUGGUAGAACUGUGUGACCUCAUCGAAUCCAUUCCCAAAGAAAAUGUGGAGGCAAUUGAGAGGAUGAAACAGAAAGAAUGGCGGCAAAAGUUUCGUGAUGAGAAAAUGAAAGAAAAACAAAGACACCAAGAGGAAAGGCUAAAAGCUGCUCUGGAAAAAGCAGUAGCACAACCAAAGAAAAAGUUGGGAAGACGACUUGUCUUUCAUUCAAAACCUCCAUCUGGUAACAAACAGCAGCUACCUUUAGUCAAUGAAACAAAAACAAAAUCACAAGAGGAAGAAUAUUUUUUUACUUGAAUAAAAGCAGUAAGACAUUUUAUUA